AUGGCCGAGGCCUCUGCUACCGCAGCGGCAGCGCCGCAGGCGUCGGCAGAACCCAUGACACACGCGGAAAAGAAUAUUCAGUUCAAACCUUGCAGGCCAGAGGAUCAGCAGCGCGGCGAGCGCUGGCUCCAAAAGUCGCUCAAAGCUCCCUUUGUCACCUUUAUGCUGGAUGCCCUCCGCACGGCUGGCUGCGAAAAGGAUGUCUCUAAAUACUUUGUACUCAACGAAUGCGCCAUGAGCGGAGCUUACGAUGCCGAACGGGAUGAGAUUGUUCUCUGUGCCAACAAUAUUUUUACUCCCGAGAACAUGACGCGUGUGGUGACGCACGAGCUCAUUCAUGCGUUUGAUGACUGUCGGGCCAAGGUGGACUUCCAGGACCCGCGCCACCUGGCCUGCACAGAGAUUCGUGCCGCCAGCUUGAGCGGUGACUGCUUCUUUGUGCAGGAAAAUUUCAAUCGGCUCAAGUUUGCCUGGAAGAAACAGCACCAGAAUUGUGUCAAGCGACGCGCCUCCAUGAGCGUGGCUAUGGUGUUGGGCCUGAGCCGAUCCGAGGCUGACGCCGUCAUCGAGGAUGUCUACGAUGUAUGCUUCAAGGACACGGCCCCAUUCGAGCGCAUUCCGUGA
Monosiga brevicollis MX1 is the source of this 624-nucleotide messenger RNA. RefSeq lists its product as uncharacterized. Lineage: Eukaryota; Choanoflagellata; Craspedida; Salpingoecidae. The record is from RefSeq and is a predicted model, not a curated record. Gene Ontology annotation, biological process: mitochondrial proton-transporting ATP synthase complex assembly; mitochondrial protein processing. The transcript is spliced from 6 exons. Bases 1 to 624 code for a protein of 207 amino acids. Gene Ontology annotation, cellular component: extrinsic component of mitochondrial inner membrane. Gene Ontology annotation, molecular function: metalloendopeptidase activity.